Molecule: messenger RNA, 863 nt
Organism: Eutrema salsugineum
Lineage: Eukaryota; Viridiplantae; Streptophyta; Magnoliopsida; Brassicales; Brassicaceae
Product: transmembrane emp24 domain-containing protein p24delta7
Exons: 4
Coding region: 26-712 (228 amino acids)
Biological process (GO): intracellular protein transport; Golgi organization; endoplasmic reticulum to Golgi vesicle-mediated transport
Cellular component (GO): COPII-coated ER to Golgi transport vesicle; endoplasmic reticulum-Golgi intermediate compartment; endoplasmic reticulum
Source: RefSeq, a predicted model, not a curated record
CUUUUGUCUCCAUCAUUAGGCAGAAAUGACGAAACAGUCAGAUCGAUUUAUCUCUCGCAAUAUCGGAGCCGCCAUGGAUCUUCAUCGGAGCUCGAUCGUACUGAUUAUCCUUUCAAUUCUGUCUCCGGCGACGCUCUCAAUGCGUUACGAGCUACUUUCUGGGCACACGAAAUGCAUCUCCGAGGAGAUUCACGCCAACGCCAUGUCCGUCGGCAAAUACAGCAUCGUAAACCCUAACGAAGAUCAUCCUCUCCCUGCUUCCCACAAAAUCACCGUCAGGGUGACAUCGCCGCAAGGAACGGCUUAUCACGAGGCGGACGGAGUGGAUACGGGACAGUUCUCGAUAACAGCGGUCGAAACAGGAGAUUACAUUACUUGCUUCUCCGCCGUCAAUCACCAACCGGAGACGAUGCUGAUCAUUGACUUUGAUUGGAGGACGGGUAUUCAUACCAAGGACUGGUUGAAUGUGGCCAAGAAGAGCCAAGUCGAAACGAUGGAGUUUGAGGUUAAGAAGUUAUUCGAAACUGUUACUUCCAUCCAUGAUGAGAUGUUUUACCUCCGCGACAGGGAAGAAGAAAUGCACGAACUGAACAGAUCAACAAAUUCGAAGAUGGCAUGGUUGAGUUUUGUGUCAUUUGCGGUUUGUUUAUCGGUGGCAGGUCUUCAAUUUUGGCACUUAAAGACUUUCUUCGAGAAGAAGAAGCUCAUCUAAAGACCAUUACAAUAUCUUGAUGACAGAGAUUGUAUUGACAACCUUAAGCCUCUAGUUUAUAUACAACUGAAUUCAUUUUUGUCAAAGCAUUUUAUUACUCGAUUUCUCUUGCGGAAACAGACAAUUUAUCCUGUCUGAUAUUAUCUUAACA